ACAUGUUUGUGACUGCUUCUUGUUAAAAUGUACACGCAUUGUGAAUUGCAGCUUAUUAGUCAAAACCACUUAAUUGGAAUCAAAAAUGAAUAAUAGAGCAGCCGGCUGGAUUUAACUCGGUGGUUCCCAGCCUCUUUUGAAGACGUUCCCCCUAACAGCCCUCUCAGAUGACUCAAGUACCCCUUCAUCAUCCGCAACGUCCCCCGUCAGACGCGGUAUGAAGAGACGGAGCCCAUAUUGCCUGGGACGAGAGCCAGCUGUGUCAGAUAGGAGAGAGGAAAGAAAGCAACACCGGGCUUCAAAGCUGCAUCUAAUCACACACUACAAAGGGGUGGCUGAGGCUCCUGCUCCACACAAGAACAGGAAUGUGGACCCCGAACGCAACGGACGCCGUCACAGAGAGCUAAAAGCAUCCUGGCGAGCUGCGAUGGGACACGGUGAGGCGGCGGACGCGAGAAGACGUCUCCGCAGUCGUUCCUUUCAGUUGCACCAACGCUAGACGGUAGAGAAGGCCAUCAUCUUGAGGUUAAUGUCUGUUGUGUCGCGGAGGCAGCCUCACGCUGCGCCGCCAGGUCCGAGACAACCCAUGGAGGCGUGGCCUCGACGUUUCCAGCGCUAACGCCAGCCGAGUUUAACAGCGAUGCCUUCUAAGGUCUCCUGCUUGUACUUGCUGACCGUGGUUUGCUGGGCCAGCGCUCUGUGGUACCUGAGUGUGUCCCGCCCCUCUAGCUCCUACGGGGGCCAGCUGACCAUCCCCAUACGCAAAGCGGCCAAGGCGGGCAAGAACGGCACCUUCAGCAACAUCCGCACGCGCUCGCUCAACCCGCACGACUUCGACUACCUCAUAAACGAGGCCAAGAAGUGCGAGGCGGAGCCCCCCUUCCUCGUCAUCCUGAUCAGCACCACCCACAAGGAAUUCGACGCCCGCCAGGCCAUCCGGGAGACAUGGGGCGACGAGAGCACGUUCCCGGACGUGCGCGUGAUCACGCUCUUCCUGCUGGGCCGCAGCACCGACGUCGUCCUCAACCAGAUGGUGGAGCAGGAGAGUCAGAUCUUUCACGACGUCGUGGUGGAAGACUUCAUCGACUCGUACCACAACCUGACGCUCAAGACGCUGAUGGGCAUGCGCUGGGUGGCCACGUUCUGCGCCAAGGCCCAGUAUGUCCUCAAAACCGACAGUGACAUCUUUGUCAACAUGGAGAACCUCAUCUUCAACCUCCUGAAGCCCACCACCAAGCCCAGGAGGAGGUAUUUCACCGGCUACGUCAUCAACGGCGGGCCGAUCAGAGACAUGCGCAGCAAGUGGUACAUGCCAAGGGACCUCUACCCCGAGAGCAAGUACCCGCCCUUCUGCUCCGGCACGGGCUACGUGUUCUCGGCGGACGUGGCCGAGCUCAUAUACCAGACGUCUUUACACACCCGGCUGCUGCACCUGGAGGACGUGUACGUGGGCGUGUGCCUCCGCAAGCUGGGCAUCCACCCGUUCCAGAACAGCGGCUUUAACCACUGGAAGAUGGCCUACAGCCUUUGCCGCUACCGCCGGGUGGUCACUGUCCACCAGAUCUCCCCCGAGGAGAUGCACCGCAUUUGGAACGACAUGACCAGCAAAAAGCACCUGAAAUGUUAGCAGGACCGCUUAGCUCUGGCGCCGGUGGGAGGAACAGAACGUCCUCUAAUCACCGGCGUCUCCAUCAUUGGUAAAUACUUUUCAGCACUGAGCUGAAGGAGCUACUGACAAAAGCAUCCUUGGACUUUGUCCAGGCGCUGAUUGCUUUGCAAGGAGUCUCUAUAGUGCAAGGCCAAAGCAAACUCCUCUGUAUUCUAUGUGCUUUCUCAUUCCAAGAUGUUCAAGAGCUCAGACUCACAAAACCACAAAGUUGGAAACACGUUCCCCCCCCAAAAAAAAUUGCAAAAUGUUGCGUUUGUUGGUUGUCAUUGCCAGCAGCACUAUGUUUUUUACAGGAAAACACACAACAGGAAGCUCAGAGGCUUGUAUUUGAGUACUCAUUUAUACCAGACACAAACUGUCCCCUAUUGCUAAACUGCAGAUUACACAAACACACUCCUUUGAACCCAGACGUUCGCCUCUAAGGGGUCGAACGCUAGCUCUAAUCAUGAAUGUCCCUCAUGUUAUUUUCAGUUGUCGUGCUUUCCCAGCGAGGUGUAAAUGUUGGAUGUAGCGUCUGGCACCGCAGCAGCAGCCGUCGUCAUCAUGAGGACCGUGGUGAGUUUACAGAGAGAUCACUCGUUUCAAAUAGGCUGCCAACACAUGUUGCUCUUGGAAAGCAGAGGAGCAUUAAUGCCUGUAGUAUUCUUUUCAGAACCAGACAUAUUUUCUAUCAACGGAGCCACAGAUCCACGGAUCUUUGUUCGGUGUAAUGAAAAAAAGAAUCCGGACGGCGAGCUUAGAUACCGGCGGCUCGCAUUCCAAAGUGAAUGUCACUUCUGUUAGCGUGUAACGUGCCGUUAUUUGUCCCAGGCAGUGCUGUGAGAAGACUAUUAUAUUUUCUAUUACUUGAACACGAUGGAGAACAGAUGUACUGUUCGCACAGUGAGGACAAAUAAAACACUUUUGAGUGCUUUCUUUUCAAUAACUUGAGAUUAAAAUAAAGCGCUUUUGUAAGACUUGAUCUUGUAUUUAUUACCGAGGAGAAAAAAAAAAAAGAAAUGAAUGUUUUGAUUCCUCUGCAUUUAUUACACACAAUCUGUGAGUGAACA
Anoplopoma fimbria (sablefish) is the source of this 2718-nucleotide messenger RNA. Its product is annotated as beta-1,3-galactosyltransferase 1-like. The record is from RefSeq and is a predicted model, not a curated record. The transcript has 5 exons. Gene Ontology annotation, cellular component: membrane. The coding region runs from base 641 to 1627 and encodes 328 amino acids. Lineage: Eukaryota; Metazoa; Chordata; Actinopteri; Perciformes; Anoplopomatidae. Gene Ontology annotation, molecular function: N-acetyl-beta-D-glucosaminide beta-(1,3)-galactosyltransferase activity.